AUGGCGACACAAAUCAGCAAGAAGAGAAAGUUUGUAGCCGACGGUGUAUUCUACGCUGAGUUGAAUGAGGUUUUAACCAGAGAGCUUGCAGAGGAUGGUUACUCUGGUGUAGAGGUUAGGGUUACUCCAAUGAGGACUGAGAUUAUCAUCAGAGCCACACGUACUCAAAAUGUUCUCGGUGAGAAGGGAAGGAGAAUCAGGGAGUUGACAUCUCUUGUUCAGAAGAGAUUCAGAUUCCCUCAAGACAGUGUUGAGCUUUACGCUGAGAAGGUUGCCAACAGAGGUCUCUGCGCCAUUGCUCAGGCUGAGUCUCUCCGUUACAAGCUCCUCGGUGGACUUGCUGUCCGCAGGGCUUGUUACGGUGUCUUGAGAUUCGUCAUGGAGAGUGGUGCUAAGGGAUGUGAGGUGAUUGUGAGUGGAAAGCUCCGUGCAGCACGUGCCAAGUCCAUGAAAUUCAAGGACGGUUACAUGGUUUCCUCUGGUCAACCUACCAAGGAUUACAUUGACUCUGCUGUGAGACAUGUCCUGCUUAGACAGGGUGUGCUCGGAAUCAAGGUGAAGGUCAUGCUUGACUGGGACCCUAAGGGAAUAAAUGGACCAAAGACACCAUUGCCUGAUGUUGUCAUCAUCCAUACUCCCAAGGAGGAAGAUGUUAACUCUGCACCUGCUCAGGUUGUUGCUCCGGCUGCUCUCCUACCGGAAGCUGCCCUCACAGCUGUAGACUACCCUGAGAUGAUCCCUGUCGCCUAG
Molecule: messenger RNA, 750 nt
Organism: Eruca vesicaria subsp. sativa (arugula)
Lineage: Eukaryota; Viridiplantae; Streptophyta; Magnoliopsida; Brassicales; Brassicaceae
Source: the annotation of a GenBank genome assembly